Messenger RNA from Penicillium angulare, 2151 nucleotides. RefSeq names its product FAD-dependent oxidoreductase. Gene Ontology annotation, molecular function: FAD binding. The coding region runs from base 1 to 2151 and encodes 716 amino acids. The record is from RefSeq and is a predicted model, not a curated record. NCBI's taxonomy places the organism in Eukaryota, Fungi, Ascomycota, Eurotiomycetes, Eurotiales, Aspergillaceae. The transcript has 6 exons.
AUGGCUCCGUUCAAGGUGAUUAUCGUGGGAGGCAGUGUCACUGGCCUGGCACUGGCCAACAUGUUCGAGCGCAGCGGGAUCGACUUUGUUGUCCUCGAAAAACAUGAGAAUAUUGCCCCUGAGCUCGGUGCUUGUCUUGGUUUGUUGCCAAAUGGAUUGCGAAUCCUUGAUCAGCUGGGCUGUUACGAUGCAUUCAAAAAGCUGAGCCAGCCUAUGAACGCUUUGGAUUCAUACGACGAGCUUGGAAAUCUCAUUGGCAAAAUGCCUGAAUUAGGCACCUGGAUGGAAGAGCUGCUCGGAUACAAAAAUGAAAAUCUAGAUCGUCGACAGGUGAUCGAGAUUUUAUUUGAGAACCUUGAGAGCAAAUCAAAGAUUCACACUUCCUGCAAAGUAUCAAGGAUUGAAAGUUCAACGACCGGGGUCCUUGUUGAGCUAGAGAAUGGGUAUAUCUUCGAUGGGGACAUUGUCAUUGGCGCAGAUGGCAUCCACAGUCGAGUUCUGCAAGAGAUGCAGCGUCAUGCUGAAAUUGAUAACCCUGGCAGUGAAUCUUUUUCAAAAGACAGCUUCAAAUGUACGUAUAAAGCCUUGGUUGGAAUUGGUAAAGCACCCGAAGGCAUUCCUCAAGACCAAGGCUUCAAGAACUUUCGGGAGGGUCGCAGCUAUCUCUGUGUGGGUGGUCUUGACAGGAAGUUCUACUUCAGCCUAUUUGUUCGAAACCAAGAAGUCACACAAGGUGAUGCCAUUCCACGAUACACUGAACAGGAUAGGGACGCUCUUGUCGCUACAUACAAAGAUGACAUCGUAUACCCGGGUCUUACAUUUGGGGAGAUAUACCAAAAUCGAACAUGCUCAACACUGCUCCCAAUCGAAGAGGGUAUGCUUCCGAACUGCUUUUAUAAACGAAUGGUGUUGGUCGGUGAUUCUUGGCAUAAAAGCACGCCACUGUUUGGACAGGGAGGAAACGAUGCAAUCGUCUCAUCAGCCUACUUGGUGAAUGGUCUCGCCUCAAUAACAGAGGGCCAUGAAAGUCCAGAUGAGGAUCGCCUUCGUGCGGUGUUUCUCGACUAUCAACAAACCAGAAGUCCCGAGAAUUUGGCACAUGUCAUCGGAGGCCAGGUUACACAUGCGAUGGACUCAUUCGCCAAGCCUGCGUUGAAGUUCAUCCAAUUGAGACUAGCACCCAGACUGCCAGCCCAAAUAAAAUGGAAUGCUUUAGCCGGAAACCAUGCAUCAUUGUGGACACUGAGGAAUCUGCCGGUCCCCCCUCGCCAGGGCUUGAUACCAUCCAGAGACGAGACUGGGCUGUUGCCUCAGACAAGACCCAAGGCGACCGAUGACCGGUGGAAAAUAAUGUUCACUGCGAUCGCGCUAGGAUAUUUUAUUGUAUACUGGCUCGCUGGUUCUGAGACGGCACAGUCAGCGGCUAGGAAAAGCCAGAUGGCAUCGGGCUUAGACUUAACAUAUUCGCAGAUUCAGAACUUAUAUUUCCAUAUCAGUGUUACGGCAGUCAUGAGUAUCAUUACUGUUGAGGCUUAUCGGCCAGGCUUUGUUUUGAAGCCACUGAGCAGCGCUCUGCCUUGGGGGCUUCUCUCUCUUUUGCUAGGGUGGCAAACAGUUGCGCCAAUUUACUUCUGCCAAUUUGCGCUUACAACCGGCCCUCGACCUUUCUACUAUCCUUGCGUUAGAAUUAUCGACCCAGGAAUGCUUAAUGUGCUUCCUUUCGCUUAUCUAAUGACAUACGUUGUCCCCAUGCUGCUUACAUUCACAUCGCCUUCAUUCCCGACCUUGGCAUGGGAUGUUGCACACAUCUUGCUUCCGAUCACCGCUUACCUGUUGAAACUUAUUGUGGGUCUUGAGCCAACUAUCGAUAUGGUCCGUAAGGAUGAACACGUGAAAUCUCUCAAAUGGUUCAUAACGAUCGUUUCAACUCUGCAGUUAGGGGGGUUGUUAGUGCUGGAAAAGCCGCUGGUAUGGCGACUCAUCACCUUUUUCAGCUCUGGUCAAAACAGCACAUUCUCCGUCCAGGAUGCCCGUACCAUCUUCCUGGAACUAGCUAUCGCUGCGUUCAUUGCAUUUGCCCAUCUCGAUAUCAGACGAGUCCUGGCCACUGAAUUGGAACUCACUUGGGCGGUGGUUAUUCUGGGCAUUUAG